UUGAUUGUACUUACUAAUUCCAACCGCUGCAACGACGGAAAAACAGGCAAGAAGAAAAAAAACAUUAAAGAGAACACCAAUAAGCCCAAAAAACCGAAAAAAUUCGUUCGUUACACUGAAAGAGAUGAACCGUGUGCAUUACGCGACGAAGUCCAAACGCUUCAAACAAUGUUAGCGGUAUCGACGUCUACUGCUGGCGAAUCUAUCAACGGUGUGAAAGAUGUAUCGUGUCUAGUCAGUUUGGAGCAUUUCAAUAUCAUCUUUAGCAUAGGAGUGGAGUAUAUGCAUGCAGUUCUGCUUGGAGUUACAAAACGUUGUUUGAAUUACUUCUGCAACCCAAACAACAACUCCAAAACAUAUUAUAUUCCACCGAAGAGUCGAGCAUUACUAAAUGCGAGACUUUUGGCUAUCAAACCGACGAGCAAUAUUACUCGCAAACCGCGAUCCCUCGACCAAAGAAAAAAUUUUAAGGCCAGUGAGUUUCGAUCGCUGUUGUUGUAUUAUCUACCAGUAUGCUUACCCGGUCUCGUAUCAAAUGAGUACGUUCAUCACAUACGCAUUUUAUCAGCAGCAGUUUACAAAUUACUGAAAGCCGACAUCCCGUACAAGGAAGUGGAUCAGGCGGAAAAUUAUUUGCUCCAAUUCGUGAAAGAUCAUCAACAGUUAUUUGGCAAGGAAAAUAUGGUGAUGGUCAUUCACUUGCUGAAACACUUGUCGAACAGCGUCCGACAAUUGGGACCUUUAUGGUGCCAUUCUGCUUUUUCGUUUGAGCGAAAUAAUGGAUGUUUGCUGAAGCUGGUGAACGGAACGACUGAUGUGCUUGAUCAGAUGUCGAGCAAGUAUACUUUAUCAAAAUCGGUUCCGAGAAUUUUCAAGCAAAAAAAAUUUUGUCGUGGAAAGCCGGUUAUCAUCGUGGAGACACAUUUGGAACUCCAAUGUAUCGAAUCAUUGGAACGUUUCGAUUUAUCAAACAAGUCAAUCAGUGCAUUCAAACGAAUCAAGCUAGACAACGUAAUCUAUACUAGUUUGUUGUACACACGGCCGAAAAAGACAAUCGACUAUUUCAUUGGACUGAAAGAUGGAGUGAGCAUUGGAAUGGUAAAAUUUUAUUUUGAACUGAAUCACAAAAUGUGUGUGUUGAUCGAACAAUUCGAAGUCGUGGACUAUAUUUACCACAUCGAAAAAGUUAUCAAGUCUAACAAACUUAUUUUGGCACCCGUAGAGAACAUUGCGAAAAAAUUCAUUUUCAUGAAAGUUGGUCUCAAUCAGUAUAUUGUUACGCCUCCGAAUCCUUAUGAAAACGAGUAAUUUACCGACAAGAACAAUGUAAAGAUUAAUUUGUUACUCUGCACUGUAUGAAUUG
Molecule: messenger RNA, 1363 nt
Organism: Bradysia coprophila
Lineage: Eukaryota; Metazoa; Arthropoda; Insecta; Diptera; Sciaridae
Source: RefSeq, a predicted model, not a curated record